UUUCCACCGCCAACGAAUACGCCUGCAAAGGGCUGGAUAAGCUGGAGGAGAAGCUGCCCAUCCUGCAGCAGCCCACAGAGAAGCUCAUCUCGGACACCAAGCAGCUGGUGACGUCCACAGUGACGGGGGCCAAGGAUGUCCUGACCAGCACCGUGGCUGGGGCCAAGGAUGCGGUGACGGGUGUGAUGGACAUGACCAAAGGGGCCGUGCAGGGCAGCGUCGAGCUGACCAAGUCGGCGGUGAGCAGCGGCGUCAGCACCGUCAUGGGCUCAACUGUGGGCCAGAUGGUGGUGAGCGGGAUGGGCUCCAUGCUGGAGAAGUCGGAGGAGCUGGUGGACCAUUACCUGCCCAUGACGGAUGAGGAGCUGGCCAAGCUGGCCACGGCCGUGGAGGGCUUCGAAACGGAGCAGCAGAAGCAGCAGCAGAGCUACUUCGUGCGCCUGGGCUCCCUCUCGGCCAAGGUGCGGCACCGAGCCCUCCAGCACUCGUUGGGCAAGCUGCAGAGUGCCCGCCACAGCAGCCAGGACGUGCUGGCCCAGCUCCAGCGCACCCUCGACCUGGUGGAGCACCUCAAGCAGGGCAUGGACCAGAAGCUGCAGGGAGGGCAGGAGAAGCUGCAGCAGAUGUGGCUGGAGUGGAGCAAGAAGCAGCCGGGU
Pelecanus crispus (Dalmatian pelican) is the source of this 656-nucleotide messenger RNA. Lineage: Eukaryota; Metazoa; Chordata; Aves; Pelecaniformes; Pelecanidae. The record is from RefSeq and is a predicted model, not a curated record.